AUGGGAAAUAGCAAUAUUACAUAAACUUGUAAUUAAGACAUUUCAUAAUCUUGUCAAUAAAACUCAGGUCUUACAUAACAAGAAAUUGAGGGUAUCAAAAAUGUUUUUAAUUCUCUUGACCCAAAGGUAUUAAUUUAAUAAAUACAUUUAGAAUGGAGUUAUUAGCACUGAAACUUUAAGAAAAUUAUAUAGAGAUUCAUAUGAUGCUCCAAAAUUAAAUGAUUAAAUUGGAAAUAGAGAAACCUUAACAUUCUAAGAGUUUUUUGAAGUUAUGCGAAUUAAUAUGUUGGAAAAGAAGAAAAACUUUCCUAAUGUUGAAUUCAAUGAUAUUGAUGGAAAUGUUUAAUUAUGUUUCUGUUAACCAUGAU
Paramecium pentaurelia is the source of this 368-nucleotide messenger RNA. The record is from the annotation of a GenBank genome assembly. NCBI's taxonomy places the organism in Eukaryota, Ciliophora, Oligohymenophorea, Peniculida, Parameciidae.